Molecule: messenger RNA, 3639 nt
Organism: Melanotaenia boesemani (Boeseman's rainbowfish)
Lineage: Eukaryota; Metazoa; Chordata; Actinopteri; Atheriniformes; Melanotaeniidae
Gene: klb
Product: klotho beta
Exons: 6
Coding region: 499-3639 (1046 amino acids)
Biological process (GO): fibroblast growth factor receptor signaling pathway; carbohydrate metabolic process
Molecular function (GO): hydrolase activity, hydrolyzing O-glycosyl compounds; fibroblast growth factor binding; fibroblast growth factor receptor binding
Source: RefSeq, a predicted model, not a curated record
ACAAUGUCUGUCAGCUCAGUGGGUGCAUCCUUGCAAGCACAACCUACUACUAUAGUCAUAAGUUGUGUGAAGUUGUGACUAUUAAAAAAAUAGAAAAGAAAACAAGUUUGUAUAAUCAAAGGAUGAUGGAGUGAUUUUGGAAAUAAUGGUGAAAGUAAUUUGCUGGAUCUGCUGUACAAGCAUAGAAAUACAAGUGUCCUCGGAUAUGAGUCAACCUUUGUAUUUGUGAACAUUAUUGUAGUAGGGAGGGGCUGAGUGGGAGCAGAAGUACACCGAGGGAGAGAUAGGGAAGACUAACCAGGUUGUCAGAUGGAUACAUCAGCACCUUCAGGCUUCAGAUGUCCCACUCAACUGGCUUUGAUCGUAUUUCCACUUUCCCUUUCAACAUUAUGGAUUUCCUGUCAAUCAGAAGGGAAUUUAUUUUGAUGAAAAGAGCAGUUGAUUGACACCUGUUAUCCUCUUUAAGUGGAUUUCUAAGACAAGGUGGACUGCUUCACUAUGCUGAACCAUCCCUUUCCCACAUGCCUCUUAUUCUCCUGGUUGGUGUUUUGUUGCAACAAGGCAGCCUGUUCUCCUGGGGAGGGCAGGAGUAUCUGGCAGCAGCCCAGACUGAACUCCAUCACCAAAGACCAGGCUUUCCUUCACGGCACCUUCCCUUCAGGAUUCCUUUGGGGCUCAGGGACAUCUGCUUUCCAAACUGAAGGAGCAUGGAACCAGGAUGGGAAAGGUACUUCCAUUUGGGACCAGUUCACUCAUUCCUUUGUCAGUGGUAAUUUAACCAGAGAAACUGCAGAUGUGGCAAGCGACAGCUACAACUACUGGGAAGAAGAUGUGGCAGCACUGGAAUAUCUAGGUGUAAGAUCAUACUCUUUCUCUCUGUCUUGGCCCAGGAUCUUCCCUGAUGGCAAUGCCAGACGUGAGCCCAAUGCGCUGGCUGUCGAGCAUUACAGCUGUCUCAUAGAGAGUCUUCUGGAAAAGAAAAUAGAACCCAUUGUCACUCUUUAUCACUCAGACCUGCCACUGGUGCUCCAGGAACAAUAUGGAGGCUGGAAAAAUGAUACAUUAGUGGGACUUUUUGAGGAAUAUGCUGCAUUUUGUUUCCGGACAUUUGGGAGUCGUGUUAGGUACUGGCUGACGAUGCAUAAUCCGUACCUGGUGGCUGUGCAGGGGUACGGAACAGGUUUGCAUGCUCCUGGAGAGAAAGGGGGUACUCUGGGCUCUCUUACUGCAGCCCACAACCUGAUCAGGGCACAUGCCAAAGCUUGGCAGACCUACAACACUCACUUCCGCGCAACUCAGAAGGGUAAAGUAUCCAUUGUUUUAGGCUCCCACUGGGUUGAGCCUCAAAGAGGCCAAGCCACACCUUCCAAUGCUGCACUUUGUCAGCAAUCAAUUGAGGCUGUUCUUGGCUGGUUUGCCAACCCCAUCUUUGGUGAGGGAGACUAUCCUGUCUCUCUAAAAAUGAAGCACGGAGAUCUCAUACCCAUAUUUACUCCUGAGGAGAAGCUCUGGGUCCAGAAAACUGCAGACUUUUUAGCUCUGUCGUUUGGGCCUAACAAUCUUCGUCUGGGCCGGAACCUGGUCCACUAUGGACAGACUGUAACUCCAGACCUGCGACGCCUCCUGUCCUGGAUAAAAUUGGAAUAUGAGAACCCCAGUGUCCUGUUAGCUGAGGGAGGUUGGUUCUCUGAAGCCAGUGUGGGAAGGGAAGACACAGUGGCCAUCUAUCUUAUGAAGAGUUUUAUCAACCAGGUCUUGCAAGCCAUCAAGCUUGAUGGUGUGCAGGUGUUUGGUUACUCAGCCUGGUCAUUGUUAGAUGGAUUUGAGUGGAAUUAUGGCUACAGUAUUAGACGAGGCCUUUUUUAUAUCGACUUCAACCAACCAAACAAAACCAGGAUCCCCAAAACCACUGCUCAAUACUACAGGCAUGUUGUCACUGAAAAUGGUUUCCCAAGUGAUGAAACGUCUCUAGAGAUCAAAGGCCACUUCCCCUGCAAAUUUCACUGGGGUAUUGCAGACUCCGUGUUACAGGUACAUUUCUAUCCUUUCUCCCCACAAUAUACUGACCCCCAGCUGUACAGUUGGAACCUGACAGGAGAUGGAUCAUUGCAUGUGGUCCCAGGAGUAAAGCUCCACACCAGACCAGCCCAGUGCACUGAUUAUUUGGCUAUCCCUAACCAUCUUCGCCUGUUUGCAUCCACUGGGGCAUCUCAUUACCGUUUUGCUCUAAAUUGGUCUCUGAUUUUACCCCAGGGAGACCGCUCUAAUGUGAACAUUGAGGCUCUAAGGUAUUACCGCUGUGUGCUGACUGAGCUCAAGAAGUUGGACCUGGAUGCUGUGGUCAUCAUGUACUACCCGACACACAGAGCACCUAAUUUGGGCUUACCUGUAUCUUUGCAUUCCUCUGGGGGGUGGCUAAAGUACAGCACACUGAAAGCUUUCCAAGAAUAUGCAGCACUUUGCUACCAGGAGCUUGGUCCCUGGGUUAAAUACUGGAUCACCAUAAAUGAGCCUAACAGACUGAUAGAUGUUUAUACUAAUAGAACAGAGAGGCAUCAGGCUGCUCAUAAUCUCCUUCUAGCCCAUGCAAAAGUUUGGAGGUUAUAUGAGAAGGAAUAUUACAAUCAACAGCAAGGCCUGGUAUCACUUGCACUACAUGCUGACUGGGCAAAACCUGCCAACCUUUAUCUUGAAUCACACAAGGCUGCAGCAGAAAGAUUUCUUCUAUUUGAAAUUGGUCGCUUCUUAGACCCACUUCUGGGGACUAAAUAUGAGGAGAAGCAGAAGCUAGGGGAUUAUCCACAUAAAAUGAAGGAAUACCUAGAGGAGACAGCACAAAAAUUGGGCCUGCCUGCAUCCCCUCUUCCUAGUUUUACUGAGCCAGAGCGUCAGGAGCUGAGAGGGGCAUUGAGUUUUAUCGCCCUAAACCAUUUUACCACCCGUUUGGUUUCUCCUCAUCCCCAUACACAGGCCAAUUUUCAAAAGAAACAAACCCCUGAUCAUGACUGUUUGACACUCUCUGACCCCACCUGGCCCUCCUCUAGCCUGGGUCAGGCUCUAGUUCCAUGGGGUCUUCGGGAGAUGCUGAGAUGGGUGAGCAAGAGAUAUGGCAGAAUUCUGCCUGUCAUUGUUACAGGCAGUGGGAUUGAUGAUCAGGCAACUACAGAGGAUAAACUCAGGCAGCACUACCUGAGAAGUUACCUGCAGGAAGCACUCAAAGCUUACCAUCUUGAUAAAGUCAACUUGCAGGGUUUUUACGUCUGGAAACUCCAAGAUCGCCAUGUGCCCCAGUAUGGCUUAUUCACCUCAACCCAACACCAGUCCAAAGCCAAGGCGUCCAUUGCUGUGUACAGAGAAAUCAUUACUUACAGUGGUUUUCCUAGCAAUGAGACUGUGCAACCAUGCAAGUUUAAUAAGCAGCAGGAAAGCUGCUCCAUAUGUGAAUGGCUGUUCAAGAACAAACCAAUGCUGAUUUUUGGUGGCUGCCUCCUAAUAACGACUGUUAUGUUGGCUGCAGUCGUCUUCUUUGUUGUCAUCACCCAAAGAAAUCAAAGACAAGACAGGGGGAGCAGGCUGAACUGGAAAGAAAGAAAGGAAAAAGCAUCAAUGUGCGUCUGUCUUCAUAGACUGACUAAGUAA